Pristis pectinata (smalltooth sawfish) is the source of this 563-nucleotide messenger RNA. Its product is annotated as histone H2B 1/2. The transcript has a single exon. Lineage: Eukaryota; Metazoa; Chordata; Chondrichthyes; Rhinopristiformes; Pristidae. The record is from RefSeq and is a predicted model, not a curated record. Gene Ontology annotation, cellular component: nucleosome. Gene Ontology annotation, molecular function: DNA binding; protein heterodimerization activity; structural constituent of chromatin. Bases 90 to 461 code for a protein of 123 amino acids.
CCUCAUUAGCAUAGGGCUGGGAGACUGCCUAUUUAAUCCUCGCUCCGAGCGGGUUCCGCCUAUUUCUGGCUGUGAAGUCGACUGAAGAAAUGCCUGAGCCGGCGAAAGUUUCCAAGAAGGGCGCCAAGAAAGCCUUGCCUAAAUCAGCAGGCAAGGCGGGCAAGAAACGCAAGAGGGCGAGGAAGGAGAGUUACUCCAUCUACAUCUACAAAGUGAUGAAGCAGGUUCACCCCGACACCGGCAUCUCCUCCAAGGCCAUGAGCAUCAUGAACUCGUUCGUCAGCGAUAUUUUCGAGCGCAUCGCGGGCGAGGCUUCCCGCCUGGCCCAUUACAACAAGCGGUCGACCAUCAGCUCCCGGGAGAUCCAGACGGCCGUGCGCCUGCUGCUGCCCGGGGAGCUGGCCAAGCACGCCGUGUCGGAAGGGACCAAGGCGGUGACCAAGUACACCAGCUCCAAGUGAAGCUCCACAGAGUCCUGACAAACCAAACCGAAAACCCAACGGCUCUUUUAAGAGCCACCCACAGUUUCCAUGAAAGAGUUGUACUGAUAUUUCUACACUGAA